CCAUGGUGACUGGGCUGUUCCUGGGGAGGCUGUGAUGGGUUGACAGGUGCGUGACAGUCGGAGCUCUCUGCAGGCAUGUACGGCAAAGGCAAGAGCAACAGCAGCGUCCCGUCCGACAGCCAGGCCAGGGAGAAGUUAGCACUGUAUGUAUAUGAAUAUCUGCUCCAUGUAGGAGCACAAAAAUCAGCGCAGACGUUUUUAUCAGAGAUAAGAUGGGAAAAAAAUAUCACAUUGGGCGAGCCCCCAGGAUUCUUACACUCUUGGUGGUGUGUUUUUUGGGAUCUCUAUUGCGCAGCUCCAGAAAGACGUGAAACUUGUGAGCACUCAAGUGAAGCUAAAGCCUUUCAUGACUAUAGCGCUGCAGCAGCUCCCAGUCCAGUGCUAGGAAACAUUCCCCCAGGAGAUGGCAUGCCAGUAGGUCCUGUACCACCGGGGUUUUUUCAGGGACCUGCAGGUUCACAGCCUUCACCCCAUGCACAGCCCCCCACUCACAACCCCAGCAAUCCCACGAUGGGACCUCAUGGUCAGCCUUUCAUGUCCCCCCGAUACCCAGGAGGCCCAAGGCCACCUUUAAGGAUACCCAAUCAGGCACUUGGAGGUGUCCCAGGAAGUCAGCCAUUAUUGCCUAGUGGAAUGGAUCCAACACGGCAACAAGGACAUCCAAAUAUGGGUGGGCCAAUGCAGAGAAUGACUCCUCCUAGAGGAAUGGUGCCCUUAGGACCUCAGAACUAUGGAGGUGCAAUGAGACCCCCACUGAAUGCUUUAGGUGGCCCCGGAAUGCCUGGAAUGAAUAUGGGUCCGGGAGGUGGUAGACCUUGGCCAAACCCCACAAAUGCCAAUUCUAUACCAUACUCUUCUGCAUCACCUGGGAAUUAUGUAGGUCCACCAGGAGGCGGGGGGCCACCGGGAACACCCAUCAUGCCUAGUCCAGCAGAUUCAACCAACUCUGGAGACAAUAUGUACACUUUAAUGAAUGCAGUUCCUCCUGGACCCAACAGACCUAAUUUUCCAAUGGGACCAGGGUCCGAUGGCCCUAUGGGUGGACUGGGUGGAAUGGAUUCACAUCAUAUGAAUGGAUCAUUAGGCUCAGGAGACAUGGACAGUAUCUCCAAAAACUCUCCCAGUAAUAUGAGCAUGAGCAAUCAGCCUGGGACCCCUCGAGAUGAUGGUGAAAUGGGCGGAAACUUUCUAAACCCUUUUCAGAGUGAGAGUUAUUCCCCCAGCAUGACAAUGAGUGUGUGAUCCAUUACCAAGUCUCUUCAUGACGGCUGCACUGAGUUGGCCCUCUCCAGAGAGCUACUAAAGAAGAAAAAUUACUCAUCCCUGUGUACAGUUUAACAGAAACAAUCUCAGCCACAGUUGGACCCACCAUUCCCCCCACCCCAGCCAUCUUUCCAGUUUUGUGAAGAAAGUGGGUCCUGAUCUGGUUUCAGCAACUGUGUGGCACAUCAGAGCUGCCCAAGACUGAACUGCAAACAGUUAUCUGUGUAUGUAUAUGUAGGGAUAGGUGUAUUAUGUAUGUGUGUUACAGAAACAUAGAUAUGCGCACAUACAUAUAUAGACCUGCAGGACGUUGUAAAAUAUUAUCACAUGACAUCUUAAGUAGAAAUAAGAAAUAGGGACUUUUAUUCCAUCUUUUUUCAUGUUUACAUUUUAACUACUAAAAUAACUGCUUCCCUCUCCCCCAUCUGAACUGUUCCGUGCUGUUUAUAUCACUGCUUUGUAAGUUAUUUUUUUAAGAAGAUCUCGGAUAAGUUCUGUUUUUUGUCAAUGUCUGCCAUCAUGGAUAGGAAUAAAACUGCUUUUAAGAGGGCUCUCUCUCAUAAAGUUGUGUUUGAUACCAAUAACAUGUGAAUUGAAAACUACACUAUCUCAAGAAACUGAAGAAACACAUUAAUCUUGCUUAACAAGUAAAACUUGUCCUUUGCCUACAAAGUGAGAAAAAAGAAAAUGGAAGGGGUUCUUUUCUUGUUUCUUCGUACAAGCCUAAUACUGCGACCCUAAACAUAUUUGCAUGGUAAUAAGCUCCACUGAAAAGUCAGAUUUACUUCUGGUAAUGUUGAGGAUCAGGGUGCAAAUCCUUCAAUAUUUGUUUUCAAGGGAAGUCUGAGGAUAUCUCAACUUCUUUAUCUAUGCAGAGAAAUACAACAUUACUGUGUUGGGCUCUGGUUUGAUUGCUGUAGCAUCCAGCAAUAAAAGUGGCAGGUUUUGACUUUCUGCCUUUUGAAAAAAUAAAAUCUAUUUAGUAUGAUCUUCCAUAGAUGUAGUAAUAGAUUUUUUUUUAAAGUUAUAGAUUCUAUUCUAAGGCAUGCUUUUUCUAACAGUCCACAAUUGUCUGGUGGGAUGACUGACACCCUAACUCCCAAUUACCUGUUAGAAGUUAAAGGCCUAUUAACCUUGUGUUGGGAGGGGAGGAAAGUUUCUUGCCCUUCUUCAGUGGCCCUUCAAUCUCUCUUCUUCCUUACCCACUACCUGCAUUUUCCUGUUAUCUAUAAUCUCAUCAGACUUCUUCCAAUGUUUCUGAGACUAUACAAAUAUUCAGAUGACUUCAUUUAAAUGUAGCAUCUUAAAGAGUAGCAUCCUAAAUGUAGCAUCCUAAAUACUAAUAAAUUUAUUAUGCAAUAAGCUUUUCUAGACUAGAAAAAGUUUAUGCCAUAAUAAAUUUGUUAAGUCUCUAGUGUUUUUCAGGACAAAAACAAACAAACAACUUGGUUACCCCUUUGGAAUGCAAGUCAGAUUCCUUCGACUAUCAUUAAGGCCCAAAUGACAGAGGAAUUGCAACAUGCAACGUACAGGAAGAGAGAGCAAAUGUAAAGGGAAGUUGUGAGAAUUGUUUCCAUCCCUUUCUAUCCCCUGGAAGCCUCCUUUGGAUCAUAUCAUCUUCCAUGAAUGGAAGGAGAACAUAGAUCCCAAGUACGUCAUGUUUUCAUCUACUCUGUGCCUAAUUUUUCCACUUCUAUUUGCACACUUCCCCAGUAAACCACAUAAAUUAAGAACUAAUAAUGCUGUAUAAAACAUCUAAAGACACUGCUAUCUAUAAAUUUGUGUUUUUGUCUGAAUUGUUUUCUACUCCCUAUUAAGUCUUUAUAGAGGCUGGUAAUAUAGAAGACAAAAUUGAAAUAGGACAUUGUUUUCCAAAUAUUGUUUUCUUUCUAACAUGCUAAGCAUCCAGUUAUACUGUGUCUUAUAGUCAUAUGCAAGCCUUAAAGCCAAGCCCCCACCCUGCCUUCGCCCCAGAAAAGUAAAUGUAUGUUUAGGCUAAUUAAGACACGAAUACUUCCUUCUAUGGGAAUGCCGAUAGAAUUGUUUUAGCACAGGUCUACAUAUGGAAAUUUUUCACACAGUAACAGAUCAAUGAUAUGGAUUU
This is a messenger RNA of Zootoca vivipara (common lizard), 3367 nucleotides long. The record is from RefSeq and is a predicted model, not a curated record. Lineage: Eukaryota; Metazoa; Chordata; Lepidosauria; Squamata; Lacertidae.